AUGGCGGCGUUACUUUUGGUCAACGUUUCGUUAGACUCAUUUCUUAACGAUUACGAUAUUCUUAUAAUGUCACCAGAAAAAAAGAAUCCUUUUAUAUGCUUAAUAUCUUUGAUAACACUUUUAUCAAUUUUGGGGAAUACAGCAACAUUUAUUGUUAACAUAAAAAGGAAAAUGCGAGGUUUUUACAGAACGUGUUUAUUGUCUUUAGCAUUUAGUGAUUUAGUAACAACAGUCACCUCAGCAAUUCCAUUUAUUGCACAAUUGUCAGCAAUAAGUACAGAAAUUUGGAUUUUAGGAGAAAUUUUGUGUGAUGGAAUCCCAUUUGCAUAUACAGCCAGUUUACUUAUUAAUAGUAUAACUUUAGCCAGUAUUACACUUGUUCGAUAUAUGGCAAUUAAAAAAGUAUUUAAAAAUAUUUUUUGGAACCCAGGAACAUUUACUUGUAUUGCUUUCAUAAUAGUUAAUUAUGGUUUGGCAAUUAUUUUAUCAAGUCCAAUAAUUACAACAUUUCACAUUAAAAACUCCAUUUUGAUUAUAACAAAUCCAAAUAAUCGUAAUGAAAUUUGGGAAGAAAGAAAGGUGCAAAUAUGUACCCCAAUUAUAAAUAAAGAGGAACCCAGCUUUAUAUUCUACUUUUUAAUAUACGGCAUUGUCGUGUUACCAAUAAUAUUAGUUUUUUUACUAUUAAAUUGUAUAAUAAUUAAAGAAAUGUGGAAAAAACAAAUAUGUUUUCGUAAAUGUGCAUCGUUAUCAAUAAAAAUAUUACGUGCUGCAAAUUCUAGAAAUGAAUUAUCCAUUAAUCGUCCAUUGACUUCAACACAACAAAUCUAUGAAAGUAACCAAGUAUUCACACGUCACAAUAUACAAAAUAAUCGUCUAACAUAUCAAACUAAACUUUGUUUUAUAAUAAUUGUAUUGAUGCUAGUUUUUUUAAUUUGUCGAUUUCCAAGAUCAAUUUUUCUUAUGUUAUAUUUAGAACGCGUUAAUAUUACAUUUGAUGAUUGGGCAUUAAAUUUUUCAUUAGAGGUUUUAUCAUUAAUUAGUUGUGUUUUAAAUCCACUCUUGUAUACAUUUAUGCCAGAAACAUUAAAACUUUUAAAUCAUAUGACAAACUAUUUCAAACUUAUAGAGCACGAUAGUGCCGUAUUGAACGGAACAAAUAAACAUUUUUUAAAAGGCGAAAAGGAAUUGUACACCAUUUUGGAAGAAUACUAA
This is a messenger RNA of Condylostylus longicornis, 1215 nucleotides long. Its product is annotated as free fatty acid receptor 4-like. The record is from RefSeq and is a predicted model, not a curated record. Lineage: Eukaryota; Metazoa; Arthropoda; Insecta; Diptera; Dolichopodidae. Gene Ontology annotation, molecular function: neuropeptide receptor activity. The coding region runs from base 1 to 1215 and encodes 404 amino acids. Gene Ontology annotation, biological process: neuropeptide signaling pathway. Gene Ontology annotation, cellular component: membrane. The transcript has 7 exons.